GAACCUACGAGACAAGGGAGCUCAGGGACUCCAGAAAGGUCUAUGGGGUCUCCUGCUGCUCGUCGUGCUUUUGUUCCCAUCUUACGCAGCGGUAAAUUCAACGUGUUGCUGACCACAUACGAGUACAUCAUUAAGGACAAACAAGUGCUAGCUAAGCUGCGCUGGAAGUAUAUGAUAGUGGACGAGGGCCACCGUAUGAAAAACCACCACUGUAAGCUGACCCAGGUCCUCAACACUCACUACUUGGCCCCGCGGCGUGUGCUGCUGACGGGAACCCCGCUGCAGAACAAGCUGCCCGAGCUCUGGGCCCUGCUCAACUUCCUGCUGCCCACCAUCUUUAAGAGCUGCAGCACGUUCGAGCAGUGGUUCAACGCCCCGUUCGCCAUGACGGGAGAGAAGGUGGACCUGAACGAAGAAGAAACCAUCCUCAUCAUCCGGCGUUUACACAAAGUGCUGCGGCCGUUCCUGCUGCGCCGACUCAAGAAGGAAGUGGAGGCUCAGCUGCCGGAGAAGGUGGAGUACGUGAUCAAGUGCGACAUGUCGGCGCUGCAGAGGGUCCUGUACCGACACAUGCAGGCCAAGGGAGUGUUACUCACAGACGGGUCAGAGAAGGACAAGAAGGGUAAAGGUGGAACGAAGACCCUGAUGAACACUAUCAUGCAGCUGAGGAAGAUCUGCAACCAUCCCUACAUGUUCCAGCACAUCGAGGAGUCGUUCUCUGAGCAUCUUGGUCACUCUGGUGGAAUCGUCACCGGUGCCGAUCUGUACCGCGCCUCCGGGAAGUUCGAGCUGCUGGACCGCAUCCUGCCCAAACUCAGGACCACAAACCACAAAGUGCUGCUCUUCUGUCAGAUGACCUCGCUCAUGACCAUCAUGGAGGACUACUUCGGCUACCGCAACUUCAAGUACCUGCGUCUGGACGGAACCACCAAGGCCGAGGAUCGUGGCAUGCUGCUGAAGACCUUCAACGACCCGGCGUCUGAGUACUUUGUGUUCCUGCUCAGUACCAGGGCAGGAGGUCUGGGGUUGAAUCUGCAGUCUGCCGACACAGUCAUCAUCUUUGACAGCGACUGGAACCCUCAUCAGGACUUGCAGGCUCAGGACAGAGCCCAUCGUAUCGGGCAGCAGAACGAGGUGCGCGUUCUCCGCCUCUGCACCGUCAACAGCGUGGAGGAGAAGAUCCUGGCGGCGGCAAAGUACAAACUGAACGUGGACCAGAAGGUCAUCCAGGCCGGCAUGUUCGACCAGAAGUCGUCAGGCUGUGAGCGCCGCGCCUUCUUACAGGCCAUUCUGGAGCACGAGGAACAGGACGAGGUCGGGACUCGAGGCGGCUGCCGUGCUCGGGGGGCUUGGGUGGGUGUGAUCUGAACAUGUUAGCAUAUC
Molecule: messenger RNA, 1383 nt
Organism: Notolabrus celidotus (New Zealand spotty)
Lineage: Eukaryota; Metazoa; Chordata; Actinopteri; Labriformes; Labridae
Gene: smarca4a
Product: SWI/SNF related, matrix associated, actin dependent regulator of chromatin, subfamily a, member 4a
Exons: 10
Coding region: 43-1368 (441 amino acids)
Biological process (GO): positive regulation of transcription by RNA polymerase II
Cellular component (GO): nucleus
Molecular function (GO): ATP binding; transcription factor binding; DNA binding
Source: RefSeq, a predicted model, not a curated record